This is a messenger RNA of Aspergillus clavatus NRRL 1, 1644 nucleotides long. RefSeq names its product WD40 repeat domain-containing protein. The coding region runs from base 1 to 1644 and encodes 547 amino acids. Gene Ontology annotation, cellular component: anaphase-promoting complex. The transcript has a single exon. Gene Ontology annotation, biological process: anaphase-promoting complex-dependent catabolic process; positive regulation of ubiquitin protein ligase activity; positive regulation of anaphase-promoting complex-dependent catabolic process. Gene Ontology annotation, molecular function: protein binding; ubiquitin ligase activator activity; anaphase-promoting complex binding. The record is from RefSeq and is a predicted model, not a curated record. Lineage: Eukaryota; Fungi; Ascomycota; Eurotiomycetes; Eurotiales; Aspergillaceae.
AUGCCUGCAAGAGAGGGUGGCGAAGGCAUAGUGCCGACUCGUCCAUUUCGAAUCCUGGAUGCCCCUCUACUGCGAGAUGACUUCUAUUGUUCAACACUAGCAUAUUCGCCCACUGCUGGGGUUCUGGCUGUUGGACUCGCUCAUCAUGUGUAUCUGUGGUCUGAAGCUUUUGGGGUAGAGUAUCCGCCAUUCACAGAACAGCAUCCCUCGAACUACGUGGCUUCGUUAGCUUUCUCUUCUGAAGAUGGGGGCAAAAGCAUUCUAGCUGUUGGCCGGCGUAGUGGAAUGCUGACCCUAUGGGGCGUGUUUGAGGCUGAAGUGCGCUUUGAAAUCAGCCAUCCGAACAGUAUAACCUGCGUGGCUUUCCGACAGACAAAAACACGCCGAUUAUCAGAACGAUUCCACCACGUUGAAGUUGAUACCGAGGAUCUUGUUGUGGGUGAUGACCUUGGUAAUAUCUGGUAUUAUUCUGUGGAAUGGCCGGAUGAAGGAAUUCAUGACCAAUUUUGCUGGAACGGAGCCAUGACUUUACUCGCAAAAAUAAGCGCACAUACGCAACAAGUUUGUGGCAUAGUCUGGUCACCAGGUGGGGCUUAUCUGGCUACUGGCGGAAACGAUAAUGCUUGUCUGAUCUUCGAACUCCGUGAUAUCAUGCCAGUGCGCGAGCUCGACGGUGCAUCGAAGCCUUGCAAGUCAGCCCAGGCCUGUCAGUCUAUAAGCAUGCAAUGCCAGAGCGCCUUGUCUUAUCUUUCUGUGAGUGCGGGCAGACAUCUUUUUAGUCGGCGCCAUCUGAUUAGCCAUCUACUGCCUUCAUGGUCGGCCUCUCGUGCCGGACCCUCGCCAUCAUCACUCCUUAAUCAUACCGGAUCACUCAUCUCGGGAGGCGAGAGGACAGUGUUUAUACCUUCAAAUCGUCAGAAACAUCGCCUGGGUCAUUCUGCAGCCGUAAAGGCAAUUGCAUUCGCGCCAUGGCAACCGUCGCUCCUGGCCACCGGGGGAGGUUCAAAUGAUCGGUGCAUCCAUUUUUACCACACCCCUUCCGGAGCCUGCCUGGCGACAAUCAAUGUCUAUGCGCAAGUGACCAGCCUCAUUUGGAGUCAGACGCGACGGGAAAUUGUCGCCACAUUCGGGUUCGCACAGCCAGAGCAUCCAGUUCGGAUUGCUGUUUUCGCGUGGCCAAGCUGCGAACAGAUUGCCGCAAUUCCAUGGGGCCCGUAUGGCAGUAGCUGGGAAGGAGUGCGCAACGACGGGCUUAUAGAAUGUGGACGCGCCCUUUGCGCCGUCAGCUAUCCAGGUAGGUUACCCGUCUUCGUCCCAGACCAUCCCGAUGAUGCGGAUAGCAUUUCAUCGUCUGCGGCUAUGAUUCAGCGUGGGCUCAAAAAGCGUGGGCAAAGCGAGCCUGGUCGACGCAGGAUGGGGCCGGCGCUUAUACGGCCAAGAGCAAAAGAAGGAGGGCUAUGGUGCUCUCGUACCAUAGAAGAGGGAUGCAUCAUCGUUGCAUCGAGCGACCAGAGCGUCAAAUUUCAUGAGGUGUGGAGUGGUUCCAAGAAGAAUACCACAGCAACUUGCGGUCCUCUGGGAGGAAGUCAAAUCCUUGAAGGGUUGGAAGGAUUGGAGAAGCCAGGGGACGAGAUCAUCCGUUGA